Molecule: messenger RNA, 1515 nt
Organism: Fusarium oxysporum Fo47
Lineage: Eukaryota; Fungi; Ascomycota; Sordariomycetes; Hypocreales; Nectriaceae
Exons: 1
Coding region: 1-1515 (504 amino acids)
Source: RefSeq, a predicted model, not a curated record
AUGGCAGCGUCGAUGGCUGCGAGUUGGUGGAGCGGUGCAAACCACCUAGUCGCCAUCGAAUUUCAGGGACGAAAAACAUUCCAUGUCGAAUUGACUAAGCUCGAGAAGUACCCUCGGCUUUACAUGCAGAUCACUUCUCCCGCACCAUCGUACAUCUAUGGCCACGUCCACAAUGGCAUGGGAUUUUCCUACCACCAGGAUCUCGGACCUUUGUACCUCGACCUGCACACUGUGCCCCAAGGUGCCGGACACAUGCUGUGGGAUUACUUGUCAGCCGGAAUGUUUACUCCCCUCCAAGGCAAUCCAUCCGACAAGAAGCAAGAAGAAUACUUCAAAAGCAUUGUUCACGUACAUGCUGUGGCAGACGAGUUCAGAAUAGAGGGUCUCAAGUCGGACACGGCGAAGGAGAUCUUCCGCAAGGCUCAAGACAUGGGUCUGAUGGAGCUAGUCAAGCUCCUUGAAGAAGCGAACUAUCGUUCUGACUCAUUCCCAAAGUUGUCCGAGUACUUGGAGAAGCGGCUGGUUGGUUCCGCUUUGGAUUACGGUGAGGGAGACAGCCAAAGGGCCUUCACCGAACUAAGGACCCAACCAUCACUCUCAGUUACUCAGAUGCUCUUGAAAGCAAUCACAGAGAUUAGCGACGUCGGGUGCAGGUUGGGUAAGCAGCACUCAAUGCUAGUUGAGGUCGAUAGAAGGAAGGUUGCCGGGAGAAUGGCUGCUUCCGAGGUCAUUGGCUGGAAAGAUUCGAAGUAUCCCAGAACGAUGUGGGUGAAACCGAAGAGUGAGACCGCGGGAGCGAGCAAGUCAGUUGGUAGCCGAUUCUUCGGUCCCGCGGCCAAGGGAGAGGACAGAAGCGGGAUGAAAGACUAUCUCGGACAGCCAAUGCAGCGAACGGCCGUGCCAGAGCCAACUUUCUAUUCUCCCAGCGAGCCCGCAUUUAUUCCUCCUUCGAUGUUUCUUCCUUCUCUGGCUCAUGGAACUGAAAGCAAUGAAGCUGUGCUACUCCCGGCUUUCGGAGACACACCGAGGACUUCGAGAUACGAAGACUUAUCCUCCACUUCUCGCAGGGCAAAGACACUAUCAGAGAUAGACAGGGAAUGGCAAAUGGAGGUCAUGCGCCAAGAGCAGAAGCUUCGACAACCCAGCCAUCUAGUUCGACAACGAAUGGCCAAGAUGGGCUUUGAGGAGCCCGAGUCGCAGAUGGAGCAUGAUGCACCGAGCAAGAGUCCGCUUCCAAACCCUUCAACCACAUCAGGGGGUUUCUCGUCGGAAACAGCUACGGACACCGAGAAGGAUAUUCUAGACGAGGCUACAAAACCUUGCGAUUGGCCAGUGACACCAAUUGGAUCCGAGCUUAAUUUACCCGAGUACAUAGUGCCCUCCUUUGACGCGCCUUUGCAAUCCUUUACAUCUUCUCCGGAUACCAUGGAAGGUGACCCUGUUGAAGUCGAAGGCCCCAUGAAUUGGGAUACGGGUUUAUCUGAAUAUGAAUACAUUCCUAGAGAUGUUUCCUGA